Vicia villosa (hairy vetch) is the source of this 1318-nucleotide messenger RNA. Its product is annotated as F-box/FBD/LRR-repeat protein At1g78750-like. Gene Ontology annotation, molecular function: protein binding. The transcript is spliced from 3 exons. The coding region runs from base 68 to 1006 and encodes 312 amino acids. The record is from RefSeq and is a predicted model, not a curated record. NCBI's taxonomy places the organism in Eukaryota, Viridiplantae, Streptophyta, Magnoliopsida, Fabales, Fabaceae.
CACAAAUAACAUAUCUAAAUAGUUCUUCUAGGGUUUGAGUUUGGCCCUUUGCAGAGUCCAAACCACGAUGGCAGAAGAGUCGAAAUCCAAACAAGGAAAACCAAAGGGAGACAGGAUGAGUAGUCUAUCAGAUACUUUGUUGAUCCGCAUCCUAUCAUUCCUGCCAAGCAAAACAUCUGUUCAAACAAGCAUCCUCUCCCCCAGGUGGCGCAACCUCUGGAAGCAUCUCUCAGUUCUCAAUUUAUCCGACGAAGACUUUAUCCAAUUCAAUUCCGAACCAUUCAAAAACUUCAGAAGAUUUUUCUAUUUUGUUAACUCCAUUAUCUUUGUCCUCAAGCUCUCUCAAGUUCAGAAUGUGCGCCUCUCGUGUACUAAAUCGUUCACCGGCGACACGAUGUGCAGAGCCUCAUUUAACGCUUGGAUGAUAUCCGUCAUUGGACCCAGCAUCAAAGAACUCGACCUCACUCUCUUCACUUUAGACGGUUAUUGCUGUCGGCUUCCCGUUAACCUCUCCGUCUGUACUAAUCUCGUCUCCCUCAGUCUCAAAGGUGCAUUGUGUUUUGAGUUGUCAGAUGCCAAGUCUUCUAGCUUACCAUCACUAAAGAAGUUGCGACUUGACAUCAGUCCUCCUAUCAAUGAGCCUUCUCUCAGUGUCUUCUACCGCAGCAUCUCUCCUAUGACUGUGGCUUCCCUCAAUGACUUCUUCCACGCCUGUCCUUGUCUGGAAACUCUGGAUCUUUACUUUUCUCUUGAGGAUUACGAUAGAAUUUGUGUUCCAGCUCUUUGCCUGCCAUUUUCUUUGAAGAGGUUGAAAAUCGUUGUUAAUAAUUCCGACAAAACUCAAGUGCUUCUUCUUGACAACCUCAGCAUUAGUGAUGCUGGUAAGUUGCAAAAAGCAUCUCUCUAUGCCUCAAAUGCUUCGCCCUCCACUCUAAGCAAGCUACUCCACGCCCUAUCUGGAAUAAAACAUAUAAACAUCAACAAAGGAUUAACUUUGUUUACUUGAGGAAUUAAUGUGCACUGUGAUGGAUUGGGAUUAACUUUCUUGUGUAAGAUACAACCUCAUAUUUAUGAGUUUGAUCUUCUAGACAAUCUAGUCAGCCAAACAUUUCAUGUCGUUUUACAAACAUAUAUAUUUUUGGUUUUGUUUAAUUAAUAUGCAUUUCUAAUUUAGUUUGGUUUUGAUUUUAUAGUAUUUUAAACAACUUAUGGUUGGUUUUGGGAAUUUUUCCUAUGCAAUGGUUGACGGACUCUAAAAUUUCACUAGAUUUAUCUGUGAUGUAAAUUAAUUAAUAAUUGAACAACUUAUGUUUUAGAA